AUGAUUGUAUCCUUUGAACUACCACUUCCCAAAGAUCAGGUACCCCAAUGUACCACUUGUCAACGCUACAGCCACACAAAAAAAUUCUGCCACCUGCCUGCAACAUGCGUAAAGUGUACAAGUAAUCACCAUACUUCAAAUUGUCCAUCUAAGGAACGCAGAAUAGUGUACAGUAUUUACUUUGUAAAGAAAACCAUCCGGCCAACUAUAAGGGCUGCAGCGUAUACAAACAAAUACAAAAAGAAAAAUUCCCCCAAUUUAGGAAGAAACCCGAGGCUCAUGAAACAGGCGCCAAGGAAAUUAGCAAUCAAAAAGUAA
This is a messenger RNA of Diabrotica balteata, 318 nucleotides long. NCBI's taxonomy places the organism in Eukaryota, Metazoa, Arthropoda, Insecta, Coleoptera, Chrysomelidae. The record is from the annotation of a GenBank genome assembly.